AUGUCCGGAAAAUUGAUUAUGAAACGAAAACGUGCAGAUCAGCUUAGAUCGCAGCAAGCUGACCAGCAGCAACAGCAGGAUGUGGACACUGAGUCAACUGGCGAAAAGCGCCAUCGCUUAGAAUUGGAUUCCAGAUCGAAUACACCGCCAGUGGAGCAGUCCCAUAGUCCAGCCAUCCAUGUUGGCGAUGCGCCCAAUAGCAUUUUGCUGGAGGCACUGCAAAAGAUCAUGGAGCUGCAAUCAGAGCUGGAUUCAUUUGAACAGGACUUGGAUGAGCGGGAGGCUGAUGCGUUUGAUAGCGACGAGGAGGUGCAAGCGGAUGCCGAGGUAGCAGCCAUAGCUCCAGCUCAAGCCAUAGUCCCAGAUCGACGAAGUGAAGCCGAGGCAUUGGGCUUUGCCAUGUGUGCACGCGAAACGUUGCUCUUUCUGCAAAGCGAGGGUAUCUCCACGGAAUCAGUACUGUACAAGGCGCUGCUCGGAAAGCUAGUAAGCCAGAGCGAUGGGCUAUUACAUGCUUAA
This is a messenger RNA of Drosophila hydei, 519 nucleotides long. RefSeq lists its product as uncharacterized. The record is from RefSeq and is a predicted model, not a curated record. The transcript has a single exon. Lineage: Eukaryota; Metazoa; Arthropoda; Insecta; Diptera; Drosophilidae. Bases 1 to 519 code for a protein of 172 amino acids.